GUGAAAUCCACAGUCUCUGAACACAAAUCAACUAACACAACCCAGAAAAAGCAAAGACGGAGGUGGUUCUCUUUCUAUCAGCGUUGAUGAAGAUAUUAGAGAUGGCACAUACGACAGUGCCACUUCUAUUGAUGCUUUUUCUAUGUACUCUAUCCAGCAACUCAUCAUUCCAGCCUGCUCUAGUAUUAGAAAUGGCCAAGAUUCUUUUGGAAAACUACUGCUUCCCUGAGAACCUGGUUGGGAUGCAAGAGGCCAUCCAACAAGCUAUCAACAGUGGAGAAAUCCUACAGAUUUCAGAUAGGAAGACCCUGGCAACUGUGCUCACAGCUGGAGUACAAGGCGCACUGAAUGAUCCUCGGUUGACCAUUUCCUAUGAGCCUAAUUUUGUCCCAGUGAUGCCACCAACUCUGUCAUCUCUUCCAAAAGAACAGCUGAUCCAGCUGGUGAAAAACUCUGUCAAGGCGGAUAUCUUGGAAAACAAUGUUGGCUAUCUACGGAUAGAUCGGAUCAUUGGGGAGGAAACAGCAGUAAAGUUUGGCUCGCAGCUCAUGGGAAAUAUCUGGGAUAAUAUUGCUCACACAUCCUCACUAAUCUUUGACCUAAGGUACAGCACAGCUGGAGAGCUCUCUGGAGUUCCUUUUAUUAUCUCCUAUUUCUCAGACCCUGAAUCCGUUAUUCAUAUUGACACUGUAUAUGACAGGCCUUCAAAUUCAACCAGGGAGCUAUGGACCAUCCCAUCUAUAGUGGGGGAAAGGUAUGGAAAGAAAAAAGAUGUCAUGCUUUUGACCAGUAGACGCACAACGGGGGCUGCUGAGGCAGUGGCGUAUGCUCUAAAAAACCUAAGGAGGGCCAUCACAGUUGGAGAAAAGUCUGCUGGUGGGUCGGUGAAAGUCCAAAAAAUUAGGAUUGCUCAGUCGAAGUUCUACAUAACAGUUCCUGUGGCAAGAUCUGUCAGCCCAAUUACAGGUCAGAGCUGGGAGGUCACUGGUGUUUCUCCAAAUGUCCACAUCAUUGCCAAGGAAGCUGUUGCAAAAGCCAAAUCACUUCUGGCUAUAAGGAAUUCUAUUCCAAAAGUUGUCCAAAGAAUCUCUGACAAAAUCGACCGGUUCUACACAUUUGCUGAAAGAGUUCCAGCUCUUCUUCAACUCUUGGAAUCUACAGACUUCGUGUCUGUCGUAUCUGAAGAGGGUCUAGCAAUCAGACUCAACCAAGUGCUCCAGACUGUGUCUGAAGAUCCCAGACUGACAAUCAAAUACAUGCCAGAAUAUGCAGCCAACGUAGAGGAAGGCCAUGAACAUGACAAAGUUCCAGACGAUCCUGGACUAUUAACGGAAUACAUUGAUACAUUGCUCAAAGUGGAAAUUCUCCCAGGCAACACUGGUUAUGUCCGCUUUGACAAGUUUGUCAAGUCAUCUGCUAAAUUAGAAGAGGUCAUGGCUAAAAAGGUAUGGGUACCCCUCAAAGAUACUGCUAACUUGAUUAUUGAUUUGCGCUAUAACACCGGUGGAUCCUCUACCUCUCUAGCCAUUAUUUUGUCUUAUCUACAGGACACUUCACAGAAGCAACACUUUUUUACAAUAUAUGACCGAAUUCAGAAUAGUACAACAGAACACAACACUUUGCCUAAAAUUACAGGACCAGCGUACGGCUCAAAGCGGGAGAUUUACGUGUUAACCAGUUAUUACACAGCAAGUGUUGGCGAAGAGUUCGCUUAUCUGAUACAGUCAUUACAUCGUGGCACAGUCAUUGGGGAAAUUACAUCUGGUACCCUGAUGCACUCAAAGACCUUUAAAAUAGAGGGGACCAAUAUUGCCAUCACUGUUCCUUUCAUAAACUUUAUCGACAACAAUGGAGAAUUCUGGCUGGGAGGUGGGGUGGUACCUGAUGCCAUUGUGCUUGCUGAAGAAGCAGUGGACCAUGUUCAUGAGAUUGCUGAAUUUCACAAAGGACUAAAUUCCCUUAUACAAGGAGCUGGAGAUUUGUUAGAAGAUCACUACGCAAUCCAUGAAGUCGCGCUAAAGGUUAGCAAGGUGCUGGUAAGUAAAUGGGCUGACGGAUUAUACCGCUCGGUGGUUGACUUUGAGUCUUUGGCAUCACAGCUGACAGCAGAUCUCCAAGAGACUUCAGCUGAUCACCGACUGCAUGUUUUCCACUGUGAGGUUGAGCCUGAGUCACUUCAUGAACUCCCAAAGAUUCCUACAGGAGAGGAAGUGGGCUAUAUAAUUGAUGCUCUUUUUAAAAUUGAGCUUCUACCAGGUAACAUUGGCUAUUUAAGGUUUGAUAUGAUGGCAGACAUAGAAGUGGUAAAAGCCAUCGGGCCGCAUCUCAUAAAAUCUGUUUGGAGUAAGAUAAUAAAUACAGAUGCCCUCAUAAUUGAUAUGAGGUACAACAGUGGUGGUUAUUCAACCGCGAUUCCACUUUUGUGUAGCUAUUUCUUUGAUGCAGAACCUUUACACCAUCUUUACUCUGUUUUUGACCGAAUAACAACCACAAUGACAGAAGUCAUGACAAUUCCACAGGUGAGGGGUCAAAGAUACGGAUCCUCCAAGGAACUAUUCAUCUUGACCAGUCAUAUGACUGGGUCAGCAGCCGAAGUAUUCACUCGCACAAUGAAGGACCUAAAUCGGGCCACAAUUGUUGGCGAGCCAACAACUGGUGGGUCUUUAUCAAGUAGAACCUAUCAGAUCAGAGACACUGUCCUGUAUGCCUCCAUUCCUAACCAAGCUGUUUUUAGUGCCAUCACUGGAAAAAUGUGGAGCUUUUCGGGGGUUGAGCCCCAUAUUGCUGUCCAGGCAAAUGAAGCUCUAUAUGUAGCUCAGAAAAUUCUAGAGUCAAGGUUGCUGAAGAGAGUGCAAGGUAAACAAUAAAAAUACAACUAAAAUGACUAGUUAAUUAGUUUGUCUGCUUAGGCACCACUUUAAUGUAAAUGUGUGUGUUGUUGUGUUCCAUGUGUAGCAUGUGUGGCCUUGUAAUUAGAUGUUUUGUUUUGUUUUUUAUUUAAUUUCUUUGGCAUUGUACAGCAAAGUGCAGGGAUGGCUCAAUAGGUAGAGUGUUUGCCCCAUGCGCGCAAGGUUGUAGGUUCAAAUCCACCAAAUGGUCUCCACACACUGCUCCUCGGUUGCUAGAGUAGUAGCUACCCACUGCUUCACUGAAUGAAUGGGCAUGCUCACUCACUAAGCUAAACUGGCACCUAAAGUAAUUUUAUUUUAAGUCAUGGGUGUCAAACUCAUUUUAGUCAAUGGGUACUUUCCUCAGAUUGAUUUUAGAUCCAAAAUUGUGGGUCAACUCAAGGAAGACAGUGGUUUUAGAGAAUCUUGAAACUCAUGGGGACCUUGAUACUUUCAAAAGAACUGUCUGUGUUCCCAGUACUUUUCCCUAGGUUCCCACAGAGGCAGGCACCUGUUGGUCUUUAAAGCAGUCAAUAAGUAAAACAGCAUAGGAGUGAUCUUAUAUGCUGCACAAAAGGAUCAGAGAUCAUUCAGAGGUCAGGUCUUGCAAGAACAGGGGUAAAGGGGUAAAGAAACAAGUAUAUGCUGGGAAUCUUCACAUUUAGCACACCAUUCAUUUACAAAACUGAUGAACAGAUUUGUCUGAGUUUCUCAACAUUUCUUCUGCUCACUUUUAUUACAUGCAUUGAAAAUCACUGGAUUUUUAAAGACCCAGCCCUCAAAAUAAUAUUACAGUACACUACAAUAAUUGUUAAACUUUCUCUGUUUUUACUCUUUCCAUACAUUUUCACUCCUGUUCAGUUAAGCUUGCUUAAUCACAAGAAGAUUUUAUUUAAAAAUUAGAAACUUUAAUUAAGUCUCUGUUGUUUUCACAAUUGAUAUUGCAAAGAUAUUCAGUGGGACAGAGUUGACCAAAUGGCAUGUUUGACACCUUGAUUUAAAGGCAGUGUUUUUUAGUAGUUUAACAAAGAAGGUCUUCUAUUAUACCAAACUGUCAUCAGUUGUUGGUUUGUUUUAUAUUUUUUUGGCAUUAGGCUUCACGUAAUCUAGUCUUUUUACUUUUUUCGAAGGCCUUUCUACAGGAACUCAACUUCACUUCAAUAUGAAAUUUUAAGCUCCAAGAGCACUUGCUUGUUAUUCCAUUUAGAGAGACUUUGAGUAACUAAGUAGCACGAAUUAGUAUUUGAUCUUAUUACAGAAGGGAAUGUAUAAGCUGUGGACAUUUUAACUGUGAAAAGCAUGUGAUAGCUGAUGAUUCCUUUACAAUACAUUUCCCCCAUUUAAGUGUGAAUAUUGUGUAAGUAAAACAACUUCCAGUUAUUCAUAAUAUAGGAAAGGUUUUUGUAUUUUUUCUUUCUUCUUUACUUGUUUUUCUCUGUGUUACUCUUUAAAAUGAUCACAUUUUAAAUUAUAUGUAAAAUAAUGUGGAUAUUCUUUCGACCAUGUCACGUGAAAUCCCUGUUUGUUUUUUGUUUGAGUUUGCCCACUGGUUUUAGUGUACUUUUGCUUAUUGUACUGUAACAAUGCUCUAUUUUUUUUUUUUGUUUUUUGUUUUGGUCUUUAACAAAAGAACAGUCCAGCAGAGGGAGCAAGUACCAAGCAAACAAACCUAAACUAGAUCUCCCUCUUCAGUUUUCAUUUGUGAUGCUUUGCUGUUAAAUGUGUAUAAUUUCUAAAAAAUAAUAAAGACUUAGGUGUUUCUCAGUUAUUGAUGGAACAUUAUUG
Pelmatolapia mariae (spotted tilapia) is the source of this 4673-nucleotide messenger RNA. Its product is annotated as retinol-binding protein 3-like. The record is from RefSeq and is a predicted model, not a curated record. Gene Ontology annotation, biological process: proteolysis. The transcript has a single exon. Gene Ontology annotation, molecular function: retinol binding; serine-type peptidase activity. Lineage: Eukaryota; Metazoa; Chordata; Actinopteri; Cichliformes; Cichlidae. Bases 87 to 2867 code for a protein of 926 amino acids.